AUGGACGCACCGGCCCCCAGCUCAAUCGUUGAGCAAAACCAGCCCACCAGGGGCACCACACGGCUCUCGAUACUUCACGGGCCCGUCGACCCUCCUCUCGUCGACCUCACCCUUGGCGAGCUACUCGAGGUGCAAUGCCAGGCCAACGGAGAGGCAGAGUGUAUCAGCAUUCCCUGGACGGGUGCCCGUUGGUCCUACGAUGACCUCCGGCGACAGUCCAGCCUCAUCGCCCGCGCUCUCCUCGCUGAGGGCAUCCAGCAUGGCGACAGGGUGGCCAUCAUGGCUGGAAACUGCGAGCAAUACGCGGCCAUCUUCUUUGCCGUGGUGAGAAUCGGUGCCAUCCUUGUGAUCCUCAACAACACAUACACACCGUCCGAGGCCAUGUACGGAAUCGAGUUUACGGCGUGCAAAUUUCUCUUCACGACCAAGAAGAUCGGCCGGUUGAACAACGAGCCCUUACUGGCGCAGCUGGCCGCCAAGGACGAUGCGCCCAAAGUAGUAAUCCUACGCGGCGACAGCGAGGGCUACAGGACAUACGAGGAAAUGCUGCUCAAGGGGACCAGAGAGAAUCCACAAAAGAUGUACAAGCACGAGACAAAAGUGUCCCCGUAUGAUGUGUGCAACCUGCAGUUCACAAGCGGCACGACCGGCCACCCCAAGGCUGCAAUGCUCACACAUCACAAUAUCGUCAACAACUCCCGCUUCAUCGGCGACCGGAUGCGCCUGACGACUGCAGAUGUGCUGUGCUGCCCUCCUCCGCUCUUCCACUGCUUUGGCCUUGUGCUGGGCCUGCUGGCGGCCAUCACCCACGGCGCCAAGAUUGUCUACCCGGCCGAGGUGUUUGACGGCCCCGCGACAAUCCGCGCUGUCCAGGAGGAGCAGUGCACGGCGCUGCAUGGCGUGCCAGCCAUGUUCGAUACUCUCCUGUCGCUACCAGAGGCGGCUUCCCUUGAGGCGUCCAAGCUCAAGCUGCGGACAGGCAUCAUCGCGGGCGCGCCGGUGCCGCGGUACCUGAUGGAGCAGCUGGUGGCGAAGCUAGGCAUGACCGAGUUCACGUCGAGCUACGGGCUAACGGAGGCGAGUCCGACGUGCUUCAACGCCUUCACCGACGACCCGAUCCACACGAGGCUGAGCACGGUGGGCACACUGAUGCCGCACGCACAUGCCAAGAUUGUAGACCGCGACGGAAACGUACUUCCCAUCGGCGAGAGGGGCGAGCUGUGGAUGGGAGGCUAUCAGCUGCAGGCCGGGUACUGGAACAACAGCGAGAAGACGGCGGAGGUGAUGACACGGGACGAGAAUGGGAUCCUGUGGCUGCACACGGGCGACGAGGCCGUCUUUAAUGAGCAGGGAUACUGCAGCAUCACAGGGCGGUUUAAGGACAUUAUCAUCCGAGGCGGAGAGAACAUCUACCCCCUCGAAAUCGAAGAACGCCUCGUGGGCCAUCCUUCCAUCAGCCUCGCCGUCGUAGUGGGUCUCAAGGACGAGCAUUACGGCGAGGUAGUCGCCGCAUUCCUGGACGGCAAAAAGGAGGCUGGGUCGCACCUCUCCAAGACGGAGGUCCGGGACUGGGUCACUAAGAGACUGGGCAGGCACAAGGCCCCCGCUCAUGUAUUCUGGAUGGGUGAGGGCGGCGUCCCGGCCACGGUACCACUGACAGGCAGCGGCAAGGUGCGCAAGUUUGAGCUGGCCAAGGUUGGGGAGGAGCUCUUGAAGAAGCAGGCAGGAACGGCGUCCAAGUUGUAG
This is a messenger RNA of Cryphonectria parasitica EP155, 1746 nucleotides long. Its product is annotated as acetyl-CoA synthetase-like protein. Gene Ontology annotation, molecular function: medium-chain fatty acid-CoA ligase activity. The record is from RefSeq and is a predicted model, not a curated record. The transcript has 2 exons. The coding region runs from base 1 to 1746 and encodes 581 amino acids. NCBI's taxonomy places the organism in Eukaryota, Fungi, Ascomycota, Sordariomycetes, Diaporthales, Cryphonectriaceae. Gene Ontology annotation, biological process: fatty acid metabolic process.